AUGAGCGAAUUAUUUUGUAACGAGUUUUUGGAUUAUUUUCCCACAUACACGGAACUUAAAGAUCUUCGUUCGACUUUUAUCACCAACUGCAUGUUUAACAAUUUCAUAACUCACACCUCCGUCAUGUUGAAUAUUGUGACAAUCUACGCUAUCCACAAAACUUCGGCAAUCGCAAAAACUUUGAAAACUAUACUGCUGAGUCUUGCCUGCUCGGAUGUUGCUGUUGGUUUGUUUAGCCAACCAAUAUACACUUUUUUUCUGGUCAAGUGGUUUCAACUGGAGAAUAUUAACUGUGAUAUUUACCAAGUGCUAAAUAUUUCAGCUCAUUUAUUCUCAAUUGCUUCGUUCCUUGGUGUUGUGGCUGUAGGUGUAGACAGGUUCUUAGCUGUUCAUCUUCAUCUCAGAUAUCAAGAGCUUGUGACUCACAGGCGUGUUGUUGUUGUGGUGAUCGACAAAUGGGUGUGCAGUGCAUUUGUCUCUUUGAUGAUAUUUUGGGGCUUACUUAGUACUCAGCAACUUAUUAAUUUAGUUGGCGCAGCUUUGGGUUUCAUUAUCGCACUCGUGGUGUACAUCAGGUUAUAUUUUACUGUCCGACGGCACAAAAAUCAGAUUCAAUGUAUGCAAAUACAAGAAGUAACCCAUUCUGAUGAAAUAAAGAACUUUAUUGCUCUCAUUAAAUCCACAGUUAGCAUAUUCUACGUAUAUCUCCUGUUGUUAAUUUGUUAUUUGCCUUUUUUCAUUUGCUCGGAUGUUAUGCGAAUGUAUGGCUCGAGUAUCGCUUUAAAACAAUUUUUUCUUUACUCAAUGACUCUCGUAUUUAUUAAUUCGUCUUUGAAUCCUGUCAUUUACUGCUGCAAGGUGAGACACGUUCGACACGCUAUCAUGAACAUACUUCGAAAGAUGUCUAGGAAGAGCAAUCGGCCAUUACGGAUAAACUACAAUCGAUCAUCGAGUGUCGUCCAUGUUGAUAACUGA
Pocillopora verrucosa is the source of this 975-nucleotide messenger RNA. The record is from RefSeq and is a predicted model, not a curated record. NCBI's taxonomy places the organism in Eukaryota, Metazoa, Cnidaria, Anthozoa, Scleractinia, Pocilloporidae.